Molecule: messenger RNA, 651 nt
Organism: Pelmatolapia mariae (spotted tilapia)
Lineage: Eukaryota; Metazoa; Chordata; Actinopteri; Cichliformes; Cichlidae
Product: claudin-4-like
Exons: 1
Coding region: 1-651 (216 amino acids)
Biological process (GO): cell adhesion; bicellular tight junction assembly
Cellular component (GO): bicellular tight junction; plasma membrane
Molecular function (GO): structural molecule activity
Source: RefSeq, a predicted model, not a curated record
AUGUCAAUGGGUAUGGAGAUCGUGGGCAUUGCCUUUGGAGUCAUUGGUUUUCUUAUAGCCAUAUUAUCAUGUGCCCUACCAAUGUGGAGGGUGACUGCCUUCAUCGGCGCUAACAUCGUCACUGCUCAGAUCAUCCAGGAGGGUUUGUGGAUGAGCUGUGUUGUCCAGAGCACAGGUCAGAUGCAGUGCAAGGUCUACGACUCGAUGUUGGCCUUGUCUCAGGAUCUGCAGGCAUCCAGAGCAAUGAUGGUUGUUGCCAUUAUACUCGGAGUGCUGGGCGUCAUGAUCUCCAUAGUCGGCGCCAAGUGCACCAACUGCAUUGAAGACGAAGGAAGCAAAGCCAAAGUGAUGAUCAUUGCUGGAGUCUUCUUCAUCCUCGGUGGCCUCUUGGUUCUCAUCCCUGUUUCUUGGACUGCCAAUGUUAUCAUCAUGAAUUUCUACAACCCUACUCUGCUCACUUCUCAGAAGAUGGAGCUAGGGGCGUCGCUCUACAUAGGCUGGGCGUCAGCCGGACUGUUUCUGAUCGGAGGGGCGAUGUUGUGCAGUAGCUGCCCACCAAAAGAAAAGAAAUAUCUGCCACCCAGGAUGGGGUACUCGGCCCCACGCAGCAUUAGUGCAGGUACAGGAUAUGACAAGAAAGACUACGUCUGA